UUUCCAUUCCAAACCUACCACGUUCAUCAUAAACUCCCCCAAACCCUCUCCUCCCUUUCAUGGCUUCCUUCACCAUCUUCCUCCUCUCUCUCCUCACCAUCACCACCCAUGCCACCACCACCUCCCUCUACCUCUCCCCCAAAACCCUCUUCCCAAACUACAACAACAUGCUCAACUCCUUCAAAAUCUUCAUCUACGCGCCACCACCAUCCACCACACCCACCCUUUUCACCACCCCCCAACAGUCCCACUUCUACACCUCUCUCCUCCACUCCCCUUUCCUCACCCAAGACCCUAACCACGCCCACCUCUUCUUCCUCCCCUUCCCUUCCUCCACCUCCACGCGCAGCCUCGCGCGUCACAUCAGAAACAUCCGCAUCAAUUUCCCCUUCUGGAACCGUACACUCGGUGCCGAUCACUUUUACCUCUCAGCCGCCGGUGUUGACUCGUCCUCUGACCGAAACGUCGUCGAAUUGAAGAAGAAUUCCGUUCAGAUCUCCUGUUUUCCCACGCCAUCCGGUUUGUUUAUUCCGCAUAAGGACAUCACCCUACCUCCGAUGCACUCGUUUCAACUAAUAACUCCGUCUGUUAACGACGUUAACGGCGUUAAUGUCACUUAUUUAGGUUACAUGAAACUAACGGCCGGUCAAACUCCGUCAAAUUUAAUCGAAGAAAUUAGUGAUCAUCCUGAAUUUAUUGUAGAAUAUGAGCCGGUGAGCAAAAAGGAGAACAAAAAGGAGAAAUAUAAAAAUAGUAGGUUUUGUUUGUUUGUGUAUGGAUCGGAUAUGACGUGGAUGGUGGAGGCGAUGGCGUCAGGGUGUGUGCCGGUGGUGAUUACGGACCGUCCGAUACAGGAUCUGCCGUUGAUGGAUGUGGUUGACUGGUCAGAGAUGGCGGUGUUUGUGGGGGUAAACGGUGGUGUUAAGGGUUUGAAACGGGUGUUGGAUGGAAUAGAGAAAAGUCGGUAUGAGCGGUUGGUGGAAUCUGGUGUGGCGGCGACACAGCAUUUGGUGUGGAACGCGGAACCGCAGGCGCAUGAUGCGUUCCAUAUGGUUGUUUAUCAGUUGUGGUUGAGACGGCAUACGGUUAGAUAUGCUAGAUGGGUUGAGCAGUAGUUUUUUUUUUUUUUUUUUUUUUCUAUUUUUGGAUUUCGUAUAAGAAGAAAUAAAACUAAACGACAGUAGAGACGUGACUGAGUGGUUAUUGCAUGUAGUACUUAUUUUUUGGGUUUUAGACAUUAUAUAAAUACCAUUUUGUUUGUUUAUAAUGAUAA
Helianthus annuus (common sunflower) is the source of this 1273-nucleotide messenger RNA. RefSeq names its product probable glycosyltransferase At3g07620. Lineage: Eukaryota; Viridiplantae; Streptophyta; Magnoliopsida; Asterales; Asteraceae. The record is from RefSeq and is a predicted model, not a curated record. The transcript has a single exon. Gene Ontology annotation, molecular function: glycosyltransferase activity. The coding region runs from base 60 to 1115 and encodes 351 amino acids.